AUGGAUAAAAUUCCACUGGCUGUGAGCAUUCCACUGGCUCAGCAGUUUAAGCUAAGCACAGAGCAGUGUCCAAAGACAGAUUCAGAACGAAGGGAGAUGGAUAAAAUUCCUUAUGCCAGCAUAGUAGGGAGCAUAAUGUAUACUAUGGUAUGCACACGGCCAGAUCUCAGCCAUGCGAUCAGUGUAGCUAGCAGGUUUAUGUCAAAUCCUGGGAUUGAACUUUGGCAUAUGCUAAAAUGGAUUCUAAGGUAUUUGAGAGGCACAACUGAUCAUGGCAUUGUGUUUGGGACUGCAAAAACAGAUCAGAAGCAGGUAUUGAUAGGCUUCGUAUUGAUAGGCUUCUGUGACUCAGACUAUGCAGUAAGCAUUGAUACAAGAAAAUCUCAAUCUGGAUAUGUUUUCUGUCUUUAUGGGAGUGUGGUAAGCUGGAAAUCGAGUUUACAAUCUGUUGUUGCGCUAUCCACUACAGAGGCGGAGUAUAUUGCUCUAGCAGAGGCAGUUAAGGAAAGUUUUUGGCUCAAAGGAAUUCUGGCCGACUUUAGAGUUGAGCAAGAGGCUGUGGAGAUUAGGUGUGAUAGUAGCAGUGCUAUCUGCUUGUCCAAACACCAAACAUUCCAUGAGCGAAGUAAGCAUGUGGAUGUAAGGCUACAUUUCAUCAGAGAUGAGGUGAAUAAGGGGUUGGUUAAAGUUGCCAAAGUUUCUACAAAGGAGAACGCGACAGAUAUGCUCACAGGGACGAAACCAGAAACUUAUACAAGCCGAUGCUGA
Salvia splendens (bonfire salvia) is the source of this 768-nucleotide messenger RNA. RefSeq names its product secreted RxLR effector protein 161-like. The coding region runs from base 1 to 768 and encodes 255 amino acids. The record is from RefSeq and is a predicted model, not a curated record. NCBI's taxonomy places the organism in Eukaryota, Viridiplantae, Streptophyta, Magnoliopsida, Lamiales, Lamiaceae. The transcript has a single exon.